CUGUUUCUUCUUCUCCAUUUCGUCUUUAAACUUCGUCUUCUCCAUUUUGUCUUCAGACUUCGUCUUCUUCACUUUGCCUUCACACUUUCCAUCUUGUUCUCCAAUUCGCAUUGUCUCCAAUGCGUCUUCUCCACUCCACUUCUUCUUCGCCAUUCAUUACUAAGCGUGCAACAGUGUCCUUCGUUCGUCCUAGCCCCUCACCGUUACCACGAACAAUGCUUUGGUAUUUACAAAAGUUUAAGUGUCGAAGUACUGAAGUUGGGAAGAAGUCUUAUGGCAUCUUGGUUUUGUGCAUGAUUCAAUUGAGGUUGUGGUGGAAAAGGAUGUUCUUGGGCACAAACAAUUGCGUGUGGCUCCAGGUCAGCAGGGGCAUGUUCAUGCCCCGUGCCGUGGAAACAAGAAAAACAGCGUUCUCAUCCAGAAUUCUGAACCAACCUUCAAAUACAGCCUACCCCAACACAUGGUUUCACACUUCAACAACAACCUUUUUAUCUCAACCCAUUCAACCCAAAAAACGUAUUAUAAGAAAGUUUUCAUCCUCCAAUUCUGACGAACCAUUCAUCAAAAAUUCAGAAUCAAAAAUGGGUUUGUUGGAUCUAGAGAAGCACUUCGCCUUCUAUGGCGCUUACCACAGCAACCCCAUCAACGUGGGCAUCCACAUCCUCUUUGUUUGGCCCAUCCUUUUCACCGCCCAAAUCAUCCUCUACUUCACCCCUUCCCUUCUCUCCCUAGGGUUCCUUCCCCCGGUGCUUGUUCUCAAUUGGGGCUUCUUCGCCACCGUCUUCUACGCUCUCUUCUACAUGGCCUUGGAUACAAAGGCUGGUUCUUUCACUGCUUUUCUCACUUUCUUCUGCUGGGUCGCUUCCAGUUUUGUCGCCAAUAACCUCGGCUAUUCGCUCGCCUGGAAGGUUGUUUUGGCUGCUCAGUUGUUUUGUUGGACUGGUCAGUUUAUUGGUCACGGUUUGUUUGAGAAACGUGCACCAGCUCUCUUGGACAACCUUAGCCAAGCUUUUCUGAUGGCUCCUUACUUCGUAGUGCUUGAGAUCCUCCAAUCUAGUUUUGGAUACGAACCAUAUCCAGGAUUCAAGACCAGGGUAAAGGCAAGGAUAGAUUCUGAUAUCAAACAAUGGCAUGAUAAGAAACAAAAGAAACAUUCGUAGAUUACCAUUCCUUUACAAACGUGGAGUUAUCGACCCCCUCAUAGAAACUAAGGAAAUGGGUUGUAUUAUACAUACACACUCAAACCAAAAUAGAUUACAAUCAAAACAUUGUGUCAAUUAUCAUUAUAAUGUCAUAGAAAGUUUCAAACUUA
Messenger RNA from Vigna angularis (adzuki bean), 1312 nucleotides. RefSeq lists its product as uncharacterized. NCBI's taxonomy places the organism in Eukaryota, Viridiplantae, Streptophyta, Magnoliopsida, Fabales, Fabaceae. Gene Ontology annotation, cellular component: endoplasmic reticulum. The transcript has 6 exons. The record is from RefSeq and is a predicted model, not a curated record. Gene Ontology annotation, biological process: sphingoid catabolic process. The coding region runs from base 120 to 1160 and encodes 346 amino acids.